AUGGACACCAACAUCGACAUUGGCACCGACCAGAUCAAGGAGUGGAGGUCUAUCGUCACCCUCAUUAUCUUCUUCUUCGCCAAGAAAAAAGCACUCGCCAUGGGCAUCGAGAAGAAGCCACGAAACCUCUUCCUCAUCGCUAUCCUCGCUAUCGGUAAGAAGGAAGUCAAGGAUGGCACUCUCGGCGACAACGGCAUCUUUCCCCUCGACAUCAUGGUCUUCUUCAUCACUCUUGCCUACAUCGCCAUAUCAAUCGACGCCUCAGGUCUGAUUCGAUACCUGGCUCUGAAAGUUCUGCAGUGGGGAGGAAAAGUCGGCCACAGGCUAUUCUUCUACCUGUACGCCUUCUUCUUUGGACUUGGCAGCUUCAUCGGCAACGAUCCUAUUAUUCUUUCUGGCACGGCCUUCCUGGCCUACAUGACACGGGUGUCCAACAAUAUCAAGCACCCGAGAGCCUGGAUCUUCACACAGUUCGCCAUAGCCAACAUCGCCUCGGCGAUUCUGGUCUCGUCAAACCCCACCAACCUCGUGCUUGCUGGUGCUUUCAACAUCAAAUUUAUCGACUAUACCGCCAACAUGGUUGUUCCCGUCGUCAUCACGGCCCUGGUCUUGUUUCCGUUCUUGCUGUACAUCGUUUUCGCGAACGAGGGCCUCAUCCCCGUCUCUAUCGAAAUGCGCGAGCUUCCAACAGAGGCCAAGUCGAAACCCGUCAAUCCCAAUAUUCCUAACGCGAGAGGAACGGCGGCUGAGGAUGAGGAAGACAACAACACAAACGGGAACGAGGGUAAGCUUCUAUCUCUUGUCGAGAUCAUGAACCCCUUUCUCGACAAAAAAGGCGCGGCGUUCGGCGCCUUCAUCAUGGCAGUGACCCUCAUAACGGUCCUGGCAAUCAACGCUGCCAGUGUCAAGACCAAGAACGAUGAGCACUUUCAAGUCUUCUGGGUAACCCUGCCGGCCGCAUUUGUCAUGCUGUGCUGGGACCUUGCAUUUGGAUGGAUCAACCGGGAGGAGACACGAGAAAUUGCUCGCAAAGGUCGACAGGAGCUCGAACGUGCUCGGGUUGAGAGAGCUUUGAGAGAGGAGGCGAGAACCGGAAGGACUAUUACUCGAGGAGGACGAAGAUCCACUGAAUGUGGCACAGAGAUGUUCUCCACCGCACAGAGGCGGUCAAGUGAGGCAUGGCCAGAAAUCCAUGUCCAAGAUGCCGAUGCCCAUGGCGACGCCGACGCCGACGCCAAGGACGGGCUCAAGAGCCCGGACGACGAAAGUCCGCCUCUAAGUCCCGGUAGGGGCCUCACGCCUUUGCUCACCCUGACGCCCGCUGGUCCUGUGGAAGAAGGAAGCAUAUCUCCGACGCCCGCAUCGAGCCCUCGCCUGGACCCUUCAAUGUCCACAGCCGUAGGAAAUCCAGAUAACAGUCGCCCACCGAGCAGUGAAUCAACUGCUAUCGAGAAACCAAACGGGCUUCGAAAUCGAAACGAUCCAGAUGAACCACCGCAGGGCAUCUUGAUCUCGGGGAUCAACACCCCCGUGAAUGAGAAACAGUCGACAGAUUUUGAAGAAAGACCUCGACCCGAUGUGAACCAAGCCAUUCCCCGGAAGCAGCACAAGGCGACUCUCGUGUCUCUGUGCAAAGAUGGCUACCGAUGGUCGCAGGAGACAUUCCCCACCGUCAUGGCCGUGGUAUCGCAUCUACCCUUCGCUCUGGUGCCGUUUGCGUUUGCCAUGUUCGUGUUGGUUCAAGCAUUGGUUACCAAGGGCUGGGUUCCGGUCUUCGCAUACGGAUGGGAUCACUGGGUGGAAAAGACGGGAACCAUCGGUGCCAUCGGCGGCAUGGGGUUCCUCUCGGUGAUCCUCUGCAAUUUUGCAGGAACUAACAUCGGCACAACAAUCCUCCUGUCGCGCGUCAUCCAGGCGUGGCAGGAGAUACACAGACAACCCGGCAGCGAUCCCAUCAGCGAUCGGACAUUUUGGGCGACCGUUUACAGCAUGGCGCUCGGCGUUAACUACGGCGCAUUCAGUACUGCAUUUAGUGCAUCGUUGGCAGGCUUGUUGUGGCGUGACAUCCUCGAGAGGAAGCACAUUCACGUCCGCAGGAUGGAGUUCGCGCGCGUCAAUGUCCCCAUCAUCGCCAUCGCAAUGACCGUCGGCUGCACGGUCCUCGUUGGAGAGAUUUACAUCAUCAGGAACGAAGGCCCUUACCAUUUGUGA
Molecule: messenger RNA, 2211 nt
Organism: Colletotrichum karsti
Lineage: Eukaryota; Fungi; Ascomycota; Sordariomycetes; Glomerellales; Glomerellaceae
Product: putative arsenite efflux transporter
Exons: 4
Coding region: 1-2211 (736 amino acids)
Biological process (GO): transmembrane transport
Cellular component (GO): membrane
Source: RefSeq, a predicted model, not a curated record